AUGCUGCUCUCGUCGCUCCGUAGCAAGCUCGCAUCCUCGACGCUCCGCCGCCAGUAUGCAUCAUCGGCGCCGCUCGUCACGGAGCGCAUGAACAUGUUUACGGCUUUGAACGACGCGAUGCGCGUGGCCAUGGAGACGGACCCGACUGCCGUCGUCUUUGGCGAAGACGUGGCCUUUGGCGGCGUCUUUCGCUGCACGGUGGACCUCAAGGAGAAGUUUGGCGAGGACCGCGUCUUCAAUUCGCCGCUCUGCGAGCAAGGUAUCGCGGGCUUUGCCAUCGGCUACGCGAGCAUUGGUCGCACGGCGAUCGCCGAGAUCCAAUUCGCCGACUACAUCUUUCCCGCGUUUGACCAGAUUGUGAACGAAGCCGCCAAGUUCCGGUACCGCUCGGGCAACCAGUUUGACUGCGGCAAGCUCACGUUCCGUGCGCCGUACGGGGCUGUCGGCCACGGCGCGCACUACCACUCGCAGUCGCCCGAAGCAUACUUUGCCCACACGCCGGGUCUCAAGGUCGUCAUUCCGCGCAACCCGACGCAGGCCAAAGGCCUUCUCCUCGCGUCGAUCCGCGACCCGAACCCGGUUGUCUUCUUCGAGCCCAAGGCGCUCUACCGUGCGUCGGUGAGCGACGUGCCUGUCGGGGACUUUACCGUGCCCCUUGGCCAAGCCGACAUCAUGCGGUCGGGCACCGACAUUACCAUUGUCGGUUGGGGCGCGCAGAUGCGUGUCCUCGAAGACGCGUGUGACAUGGCCGAAGAGGCUGGUGUGAGCUGCGAGCUCAUCGAUCUGCAGACGAUCACGCCGUGGGACGUCGACACGAUCGAGCAGUCGGUGCGCAAGACUGGUCGUCUCAUCAAAACCGGUGGCUUUGCGUCCGAGAUUGCGUCGACUAUCCAAGAGCGCUGCUUCCUCAACCUGGAGGCGCCGAUCCAGCGCGUUUGCGGCUACGACACGCCGUUCCCGCUGGCGUACGAAAAGCUGUACCUGCCGGACGCGCUUAAGAACUUUGAAGCCAUCAAGCACGCCGUCAACUACUAG
Messenger RNA from Saprolegnia parasitica CBS 223.65, 1035 nucleotides. Its product is annotated as 2-oxoisovalerate dehydrogenase subunit beta. The transcript has 5 exons. The coding region runs from base 1 to 1035 and encodes 344 amino acids. Gene Ontology annotation, biological process: response to nutrient; branched-chain amino acid catabolic process. NCBI's taxonomy places the organism in Eukaryota, Oomycota, Saprolegniomycetes, Saprolegniales, Saprolegniaceae. Gene Ontology annotation, molecular function: catalytic activity. The record is from RefSeq and is a predicted model, not a curated record.